Molecule: messenger RNA, 2394 nt
Organism: Polypterus senegalus (gray bichir)
Lineage: Eukaryota; Metazoa; Chordata; Cladistia; Polypteriformes; Polypteridae
Product: thioredoxin-interacting protein-like
Exons: 7
Coding region: 186-1388 (400 amino acids)
Biological process (GO): protein transport
Cellular component (GO): cytoplasm
Molecular function (GO): ubiquitin protein ligase binding
Source: RefSeq, a predicted model, not a curated record
UUCCUGAAUUGUUUACAGCAGUUUUCAGUUACAGUGAGCGAUAGGAGGUUGGAGCUUAAUUCAGGCUAGUGGUUAAACCAUACACAAAAACGAAAGCAAUUGACCCCCGGAAUUUUGUGCUUGUUCAUUUAUUUUAUACAGAAGAUAAUUAAUUCCAAUAGGGUAUUGCAGUUGAGACCAUCAACAUGGUUGUAAUGACAAAAAAGUUAAAGGAGUUUGAGGUCGUGUUCAACGAUCCAGCUAAAAGCUACUCCAGCGGAGAUAAAGUGGCUGGAAAGAUCGUCUUGGAAGUACAGGAACUCACCCAGGUGUCCGCAAUGCGGGUGAUCGGCAUCGGAUGCGCAAAAGUGGAAUACCCGAAAGGCAAACAGCACUGCAAAGAAGAAGUGGAUUACUUGCGCUACGAAGACACGCUCCGUCUGGACGACCAUCCCACAGAAGAGGAUGGCUCCGUUAUUCUGAGGCCUGGCAAAAGAUACGAGUACAUGUUUGGAUUCGAGCUUCCACAGCAAGGACAGCUUGUCUCUUCUUACAAAGGAAAGUUUGGCAGUGUGCAGUAUUACGUCAAGGCCUUUCUUGACAGACCUGGCCAGCCUGCACAGGAGACAAUGAAGAACUUUGAAGUUUUGGAGCCCAUUGAUGUCAACACUCCAGAAUUGAUGUCUCCAGCAGUUGGAACAAAAGGAAAGAAAGUGACCUGCAUGUUCAUCUCUGAUGGUCAGGUGUCUGUUAAUGCUAAGAUUGACAGGAGAGGAUACUGUGAAGGUGAGGAUAUCUGCAUUGAUGCAAAUUUUGAAAAUACCUGUUCUCGCAUCGUCGUUCCAAAAGCAGCCAUUGUUGCCAAACACAUCUACCAGGCCAAUGGACGGAGCAAAGUCCAGAGGCAGAAGCUGUGCUCAGUGCGGGGAAACCACAUCAUUUCAGGCACAUGUGAAGCAUGGAGAGGAAAGACCAUCCGUGUACCAAAAAUCAAGCCUUCCAUCUUGGAUUGCAACAUCAUCCGUGUGGAGUAUGCCCUCAUGGUAUAUGUCCACAUCCCUGGCUCAGAUAAGCUGAUUCUGGAGCUUCCUGUUGUCAUUGGUACCAUUCCUUACAAUGGAUUCAGCAGCCGAAAUAACAGUUUGUGCAGUCAGAGCAGCAGUACAGCUAGCAACAGCUGGACAUCUAUGCCAUCUAGUGGUACAGCUAGCAACAGCUGGACAUCUAUGCCAUCUGCACCUCCAAGCUACAGUGACAUCUCCAACGACUACAGGAUGGAGAGUCCCACCCUUCCACUGCUUGAUGACUAUGAUGGCUGUGAUAGCCCACUUUUCAUGAUGGCUCCUCGAUUCGAGUUCCCACCACCUGCAUAUAAAGAAGUUGAAGAGUUCAAUGGCAAUGUUUCAUAAGCAAAUCACAUCCAAGCCUUGACUGGUCUUUUGAACUUGACACUUCAUCGUACUGAUUUUGCAGAAGCCUGCUUGGCAGAGUUUUGGGCAGGGGCUUGCUGCACGCUGCUUGAGCAGACAGGUCUCUGGUUACAGUGGAGAGUGAGACUGCAGCAUCGGUUUUGGCAUCUUUUCAGAUCUGCUCCAACACUGACAUACUGGCGAGGAGAACAAGCAACCAUAUGCUUAAAGUACUAUUUCUGAUGCAUUGCGUGGCAAAGCACUCCAUUCAGUUUUGAAGAGUGCAACGACAAAAUGAAAAUUAUAUACUUCUAGCUUUAAAGCACUCCAUUCAGUAAUGCAACAGCAAAAUGAAAAUUAUAUACUUCUAGCAUUUCAAUGAUCUUUUCUGGAAAUUGAGAAGAAAUUUUAAGGUGUAUAUGCAUUUCCAUAUUCUGUAAACCCCUUUUUUCAGGGCAUUAGGAGUCUUUUGGGCGCUGCACUAAAUGUGCUGCGGGUUUUUUUUUUUUUUAAGCCGUCCUUUUGUAUCAUUCCAAUUAUGCUCCUUUGUAGAAGUCUGGAAAGACGAUAAGGAUUACUGAUUUGUUUUUCUUUUUAGUCAGAUUAAUGUAUGCAAAAUAAGCUUACCGAUAUUCUACUUUAGCCACUAUCCAAUCAGAAGAGCAAGGGUCCUUUUUUGAGCCUGUUGUAAAUCAGUAUUUUGGUUUUAGUUACUACUGUAUUAAAAGCACUUUUUUUUUUUUUAAACGCAAUAUGCUUUUGAACUGCCUGUGCAAAUUCCACUUUUGGUGGUUUAAUACAAAUGUGUUGAUUGUCAGAGCAUUCUUGGAUUUCACUACAAGUGCCAUAUUUUGUACAUAUUUUUAAACUGCUGUGGCAAAUCAACAGCAAUGCACUUUUCUUAUCUUGUGUUUUUUGUUUGAAAACUCCUGUUAGCACUGCAUUUCAUUCUAAAUUUUAAAAUAUCUUUAUAAAUAAUGGAGUUUGAAUCUGUGAAUUAUUGUAU